Molecule: messenger RNA, 975 nt
Organism: Oikopleura dioica
Lineage: Eukaryota; Metazoa; Chordata; Appendicularia; Copelata; Oikopleuridae
Source: the annotation of a GenBank genome assembly
AUGCACAGUCCAUUCAAAUUCAAAACUGACCAAGACGACCGAAAAGAAGACAAGAUGGGAAGUUCUCAAAGCUCAACGUUCACAACGGAAAUGAAUUUCGGUGGAACAAUUGUGCCCAAGAGGAAUCCGAAUUAUGAAGAAGCCGCUGUGAAACUGAAGAAAGGCUUCUCCAAAACGAUUGGAAUUCACGAAGAGCCGAUCAUUGAGAAUCGAAAAAUCAAGCGAAACGAUUUGCGAAAAGGCUUGAAAGCCCUCUGCCGAACGCGAAAAAAUCAUGCUGCCCACAAACUGAGGGCCGCAAUUAAGGGAGCCGGGACAGAUGAAACGACGCUGAUUGAGAUUAUUUGCUCGCAAAGCAACAAAGGAAUCACUGAAAUCAAGGAAGAGUACAAAAAGGAGUUCGGCCGGGACCUCGAAAAGGAUGUCAAGGGCGAUACCAGCGGUGAUUUCGAAAAAUUCAUGGUCUGCUUGCUCCAGGGUACCCGAGAAGAAAACCAGCCACUUGACCGAGCCGCUGCUGAGCGAGAUGCUGAUUUGCUUAUCAAAGCUGGUCCCAAGAAAUGGGGAACUGAUGAAGAAACCUUUUCGAUGAUCUUCGCUAGACGAUCUUUUGUGCAAUUGAGGGAAAUUAUCCUGAUCUUUGAAAAGAAGACGGGAACUCUGAUGGAAAAGAUGAUCGAGAGCGAAACUAGUAAGGAGCUCUGCAGCGCGUAUAAAACUGUCGUCAAACUUGCCAAAAAUCCUGGAAACUAUUUCGCUAGCCGAAUUUAUAAAGGCAUGAAAGGAGCUGGAACCGACGAAGACACAGUCAUUUGGAACUUGGUUUUCACUGCUGAAAUCUGCCUCGAAAAUGUGAAGACCGAAUUCAAAAAGCUCGGCAGUGGAAAACGAACUCUAGAAGACGCAAUCAAGUCUGAAUUCAGAGGAGACGCAGAGAAACUUCUGCUUGCUGUAUGCAAGGGCAACCGAAACUGA